This is a messenger RNA of Phascolarctos cinereus (koala), 3179 nucleotides long. RefSeq names its product caspase-10. Gene Ontology annotation, biological process: regulation of apoptotic process; proteolysis. NCBI's taxonomy places the organism in Eukaryota, Metazoa, Chordata, Mammalia, Diprotodontia, Phascolarctidae. Gene Ontology annotation, molecular function: cysteine-type endopeptidase activity; protein binding. The record is from RefSeq and is a predicted model, not a curated record.
UCCCAUUGGCAAAAGAAAAGUUCUGAGACAUAGAAGGCAAACGUAAUACUCCAUAAGGCCACACCUCAACAAUCUGCAUUCAUGGAGGGGAGUCCUAGCAAGGCAGAAUGAGAAGAAAAUGUCUCCCUUAAAAGAGGAAAUAUUCAUCCAAGAAACAGCCCUCUGCUUGACCCUCCAUUUCCGAUUGACUCUCUAAUGGACAUUAAGCAUUAGGAUUUUCCUAGUUUGCAUUGAAUUCUGAGACAGUGACAGCUUCUCACUGUCUUUUCUGUCUGUUUCUGGUUCAGUUCCCACGUCUUCACAGAGAGGAGACCUGCAAUCUCAGAGGCUUAAAGCCCAAAGCACCUUGUUUUGGAACUGUAAAUAUAAAAGGAUUGCAAUGUUCACUUGUGCUGUUCAAUAGGAAUGGUCUUGGAAUUUAGGACUGGAGCAUCACACUGAGUAGAUUCAGUAAAUAAGGUGCCAAGAUCUGGGCUCAAUAUGGAGGAUGACAAUAAUGUUGAUUUUCACCAGAAGCUUCUCUCCAUUGAUGAAAAACUGGAGCUUGAAGAUAUAGAGUCCCUUAAGUUUCUCUGUAGUGACUUGAUCACACCUAAGACCCUUGAGGGUAUAAAGUCAGCUCACCAACUGUUUCAGAAGUUCAUGGAUGAAGAUUUGUUGAAUAAAGAAGAUUGUUUCCUAGUGGCCGAGCUCCUCUUCCUAAUUAAGCAAUAUUAUUUACUACAAAACAUUGGGUACACAAAGGAAAAAGUACUGCAAGAACUUUCUACCAAAGGGAAAAUUUCCUCAUACAGAGUCAUGCUUUACAACCUAUCCGAGGAAGUCACUCAACUUGAUUUUGAGUAUAUCAAAUUCCUCAUGCAUAAGGAUAUACCAAAGACAUUAACGUCCUUUUUAAGUCUUUUGAGACAUAUGGAGAAACAAGAACUUUUAAGUGAGAAUAAUCUGGAGAUGCUGGUGAAAGUAUGCCAGCCUUUGUCAAGCAAUCUUACAAAAAGAAUCAGCCAAUACAAAAAUGAAAAAAAGGAGUCUGAGAAUCCGUUGGAGGGGCAUGUACCAGAACAACCCUUGUCAAAGGCACAAGAGGAGAAAAAGUUAAGUGUUGCAUCAGGUACUGCUGAGAGCUUGUGGGAGGCAUUUGCUAAAGAGAACACAGAGGAGACAGAACAAUAUAUGAUGGGUCAUAGACACAGAGGACUCUGCCUCAUUUUCAACAACUUUCAAUUUCAGACCAUGAACUUCAGGGAAGGAAGUUGUAAAGAUGCAGUUGAACUGAGGAGUGUUUUCAAGUGGCUUGGAUUCACAGUGACAAUUCAUGACAAUACAACAAAAGACGAAAUGGAAAGGAUUCUGACCCAGUGUAGAACCAACCCAGAGCACAAAGACAGCGACUGCUUUGUAUGCUGUGUCCUUACCCAUGGGGAGUCUGGUUCUGUGUUCUCCUCAGAUGAAAAGAGCAUAGCCAUCCAUGACCUCACAUCCUACUUCAUGGCCCACCAAUGCCCAGGCCUGAUGGACAAACCCAAGCUCUUUUUCCUCCAAGCCUGUCAAGGCAUGGAAAUACAAGAAGGCGUGCCUCUUGAAGCGGAUGCUAGAAACGCCAGCAUCUCACCUCCUGCCCCCAAGAAAAUCCCUCAGAGGUGCAUCCCGACGGAAGCAGAUUUCCUCCUUGGGUUGGCCACCGUCGAUGGUUGUUGUGCCAUUCGAAAUAGAAUGAAAGGUUCCUGGUAUAUUCAAGCCCUCUGCCACCAACUGAAACGCUUGGUCCCAAGAAAAGAAGACAUCUUAACCAUCCUAACAGUAGUCAAUGAUGAGGUAACAUGGAGUUUUGAGCUUGCAGAGGAAGAAUUUAUCCAAAGGAGAGCAAAGCUACAUUUCUACUUGAGACCUCCUGCCUGCCUACAAACACUCCUUUGAAGGAUAAGAUCGACUGAUGCCAUCUCAUCUUCAGUGCGUGUCUCCAACCCUAAGGAAGCCUGGCCACACACUGAUCCAGAGAAUUUCCUUGCUCCAGCACCUUCUUUUCCACUGAUGAACUGUUAUUGUCACAUCUGUUACACUGUACCUAUGGGCUAUCAUUACGAGGUCCUUGUUUGCAUGAAUUGUAAAAUCUCCUCAUAAAUAUCAGAAUGAUUGUCAGAUCACUUUACUUACUAGAAGAGUCCUUCAGCUUGUUGACUGAAGAUACCAUCUGUUAGGUAUGUCCCGUAUAAAAUGCAAGAGGUUGAGAAGGACUGUGAGGCUCCUCUGUCAGAUUUUGGGUCAACUGCUAUACUCAAGGCUGUCAAUCUUCUCUCUUCAGAGGCUAAGAAUUUGACUAAGGCUCUGUGUGAGUCUUAUCACUUCUUUCAAGCCCAAACUAAUACCCUGGUGUAUUUGCUUACACAGACUCAGGAUCAAUGAAAGAAUUUGAUAAUUCCAUUGGUGGUCCGUGAAAUGAUUAUCAGUUGAUUAUAUCUAUAUUCUUAUAUAGAUUUAGUCACAGAUAAGCUAAUUAUUACGCAAUGAAGACGAUUCGUGCCCAUUUUCUCCCUUCUUUUUUAUGCGCCAACAUAUUUUCAUUUGUGAUAUCUUUCUGAUGGGGACUGAGUCCAUCAGACUUUCCCAAUGCAUUGGACUCUUGUCUGUGAUCCAUGAAAGGCUUGCUUGCCUUUCAUGGAUCAAAGGGAGGAAUUUGUGAAAUUGAUUACUGAGAGUUUUAUUAAUCACAGCAAUAACCAUUGUAAUCAAUUUCUGAAGGCUUAGAUUUAGAACUAUUUUGUCCAGGCCUUGUGGUAUGAUACUUGAUAGGAGACUAUGCAUGUUACGGAUGAUAGUUCAACAUGGUUAUGAGAUGUUUUCCUAGCACUGAGUUUGUAUAGUACUGGGGAGUGUGGGGUUGGAUACUUUUCCAAGGAUGUUGACUAACUCUGUGUCCCUGUUGCCAUGGGCUCUGGAAGACCCUUUUUGCAAAUCAAUGUAAUUACGGACCAAUUACAGCCUUAGUUCAGUUGUCACCUUGACAUUAUGUAAUGAACUUAAUGUAAUCAGACCGUAAAAAAGGAUACUCUGGUUGUAUGGGGGGGAGGGUUGGUCCUCUGGUCACUGAGGGGUCAUUGACCUCUAUUAUUGGUGAUUGCUAGCCUUACCAAUACGUAGAUUAUGUUUGGAUGUUUGUGCCUCAGUUUCUCUUAAUCACA